CCGCUUGCACUGACGUUCCCAAAUGCCACGCGCGGCCCUCGCAGCGAUUCCGUCAGGCAGCUCGUUCGCUAACUUGAUAAAAGACGCCUAACCUGUCGUCGCAUGCGCCAACCCGAGCCACAGUUGACACUAGCCUUGACUGCUCGUCUGCCUUGAGCUUCUCCGCGAUGUUUCGCAACCGAUCCUCACAAGCAAAGCCGAACGAAGAGCUGCUAGAGAACUUCAAAGCGACCUUCCCUCACCUCGCCCAACGGUCGCAUUCGAUUGCAGGCCCGCCAGGGCACACUCUCACCGAUGCGCUCGACGUAGCACAUCCCGCCCGACAUGGCGACGCCGAAGACAUCAAGGACCAGGAUCCCACGCCGCGGGGAAACAACGAGCCAUGGAGGUUCACGCCUUCUCUCCUCGACCCCAACAGCUUUGCAUUCACCGCCUUCGCAAACCAGCCUCCUGGCUACUACACGCCUACGCCGGGCGGCACCAAUACGCUGUACCACAGUCAGGCCGGCGACUUGCACACGCCCGGCUUCAGCUUUGGUCUAGGCACACCCCUCUCCCUCCCCACCUCUGAAGGCGCCGUCCACGCUGGCCAGACUGCGCCCAACCCACAUCUCCAGGGCUUCAAUCCUCAUGCUCUGGGUACCCACCACCAUUUCCAGAAUGUCAACCCAUUCGGCAUUCAGCCCCAGCACCCUCAAUCAUUUGCGCCGCACCAGUUCACGCACCAGCCAUCUGCGUUUGAUCAUGCACCUCUCCCCCAGGCGCACGAGGACUCUCCCAUGGAGAACGUCAUCCCAGAAGUCGAGAUGCAAUCCCCUCUUAUUGGCUUCGCUCCCCAGCCCUACGAAAACAACCUACCAGGCGCAGUGGCCCCGGCAACUCAACCAAACCAGAACUUCCGUUACCACGUUACCCUGAAUGCGCCCACUGCGAUGAUAAAGCAGUCAGAUGAAGUUCCUGUGACCUAUCUCAACAAGGGUCAGGCAUACUCUGUCUCGCUAGUUGAUACCGCAGCACCCAGCCAGGCACCACCGUCUACCCUCAAGUACCGGACUUUCAUCCGAAUCUCAUUCGAAGACGAGCAGCAGCGACAACGCCCCGCUUCUUGCUGGCAGCUCUGGAAAGAAGGACGCGGUACAAACGAGGCACAUCAACGGGGUGGCCGUCUCCAGGCGGUCGAAUUCGUGGAUCCAAGCCAAGUCGGCGGCGGUGAAGUCCAAGGACGGCCAAGAGUUGAGCUCGAAUCGUCUUCUUUCGAUGGUUUUGCUGUAACAUGGACACCCGCACCCAACGCUGCAGCCGAGUGUUCCUUGGCAGUUCGCUUCAACUUUCUCUCUACCGACUUUAGCCACUCCAAGGGCGUUAAGGGUAUUCCAGUUCGCCUAUGCGCCAAAACCGAGCUACUUUCAGAGGUCACUGGAUCGCCCUCAGAAACGCUCGCCGCUGAGCUUUGUUACUGCAAAGUCAAGCUUUUCCGCGACCAUGGCGCAGAGCGCAAAUUGUCGAAUGAUGUUGCACAUGUCAAGAAGACUAUUGACAAGUUGAAGCAGCAAAUUGCGCAGGUUGAGUCUGGCAUGAAGGACUUUGGAAAGCGCAAACGCAGUGGAGACGACAAAAGCAGCAGCUCCAGGCCUGGUAAGCUCCAGAAGCACAAGAGGACGUGGUCGAUGUCUUCUGCAAGUGACAACCAGGGAGCUCGCCCAGCAGCUGAAGAAGACCUGCACAUCAAGCUGGCAUCUCUUCAGGACAUGUUCAGUUCCACACGCCCCGUGAGCGUUUUGUACCUGAAGGGCGAGGAACAAGACGACCCGGAUCUUCAUCCAGUCCAGCUCUCCUCCAAUCCACAAGAACUGUCCAAGAUCGAUACGAACGUGGACUCACAGAUGUGGGAAGGCCAAAGCUCUCAGACAGGCAACUCGUCCAUGGUAUCACCUACACCGAGCUCGCAAUCUCUGCACUCCGAGAAACGCAGGGCCUCUUCAUUCCAACGUCCCGGUCCCUACGGACCGCCAUCGCGCAUGACCUCAGGCGAGUGGAGAAGCCUCCCCCAGACUGCCACAGGUGAUCUGAAGGGAAUGGUCGCAAUGCAUGGCGGCUCCGAUGUACCCACUAAAGUCCAGAGGCCGUACUCCGAUGACCAUGCCCUCUCUGGUUGGAUCGAGGCUCUGGGUGUUGACCAGACCUAUCAGCCACCACCCGAGCCUAUGCUAAAGCCAGUUGCGUGCUUCUUCGUGCAACCAAGAAUUGCUGGCAAGCAGCCGGACGACAACUAUUUCCGCGCUGUCUAUGUAAUAGAACGCUCCCUCAAAGCGCUCGUAAGCAGCAUCGCUAUGAAAAUCAACAUCGAGCCCACCAAAGUUACUCGUACCAUCCGGGUUAACCAGAAGGGCCUGCGCAUCUUAAUGGACGACGAUGCGGUCAACGCCAUACCUGAACAACAAGAUAUGGCUGCUGAAUUUCACGAGAUCGGUACGCCUCCCAUUCAACCAACGAAGCGAGAAUGGGAUGCUGGUCCCACCGACAUCCAGGUUGACGGCGAUAUAUCAGUAGUCGAAGCUGUGCAUUCGACUGGCUACGAGCUUCGGCUUCUUUUCUAAACGCCCAACCGGCAGUCCUCGAGAUUUCCACCACUUUCUCUCAACCAUUAGACUCAUG
Messenger RNA from Macroventuria anomochaeta, 2655 nucleotides. Its product is annotated as CP2 transcription factor family protein-like protein. The transcript has 5 exons. NCBI's taxonomy places the organism in Eukaryota, Fungi, Ascomycota, Dothideomycetes, Pleosporales, Didymellaceae. Gene Ontology annotation, biological process: regulation of transcription by RNA polymerase II. Bases 168 to 2597 code for a protein of 809 amino acids. The record is from RefSeq and is a predicted model, not a curated record. Gene Ontology annotation, cellular component: nucleus. Gene Ontology annotation, molecular function: DNA-binding transcription activator activity, RNA polymerase II-specific; RNA polymerase II cis-regulatory region sequence-specific DNA binding.